AUGACAACACGAGCUCCCAAGAGGCGAAAGCUGACGCCUCACCCAGAGGAUGAGGUCUCCUCGGGGCCGUCUUCCAAAAAGAUUCAAAAGGCGUUCAUCAAGAACGCUGCAGGCUGGAACCUCGAACAAGACUACGAAAACCGACCUCGAAAGGGGAAGAAGGCUAAGAAGGAGAGCACGAAACUGCCAAUUAAAACGGCCGACGGACGCCUGGAGCAGUCGAAUCUCCUGGAAGAGGAUGACGAUGCCGAAUCCAUCGACAGCGACAUUGAGGUCGACGAAGAUGUCGUUGCAUCGUCCCCCGAACCCGAGGCGCCCAAGCCCGACGAACCUGUGAUACCCGAUCGCGAGCAGAUCUUCGCUGCCCAGGAGAAGCUCGCUAAGUUUGCCGCCGACAUGAGCGAGGACCCGGAGGAGCACUUUGGCGCAUUCAAAAAGGCCAUGGCUGAGUUCGCCACAUCCAAGAUCAUGUCCAUCCAGAAGCUCGCCCUCGUCACCCAGAUGGCUGUGUACAAGGACAUCAUUCCCGGCUACAGGAUUCGUCCUCUUGCCGAGAAGCAGCAGAGCGAGAAAACGUCCAAGGACGUGGAGAAGCUCCGUGUCUACGAGCAGUCUCUCAUCAAGGGCUACCAUGCCUACAUUCUGCAAUUGACCAAGAAUGCGAAGGCUGAUUUGCCCUCGUCCCGACGAAAGGGCCAGAGCAUCUCCAGCAUCAGCAUCAUGUGCGCUUGCACCCUUCUCAAUGCUGUCCCACACUUCAACUUCCGUACCGAACUCCUCAAGAUCAUCGUAGGAAAGCUUAGCAAGCGUAUCGUCGACGCAGACUUCAACCGGUGCCGUCGCGCCCUCGAGGUACUCUUCCGCGAUGACGACGAGGGCCACCCCUCCCAGGAAGCCGUCUCUCUACUCUCCAAGAUGAUGCGCGCUCGCGACUACAAGGUGGACGAGGCCGUCGUUAACCUUUUCCUCCACCUGCGUCUGCUAUCCGAGUUCGGCGGUAAAGCUUCACACGAGAGGGUGGAUUAUGAGGACCCCGAGUCACUGAAGGCCAAGCAACAAAAGAAGAUGGAGCGCAAAAAGUUUAUCAACAAGCGUGAACGCAAGGCCAUGAAAGAGCAGAAGGCCAUCGAGAAGGAUAUGGAGCAGGCUGACGCCCUCGUCAGCCACGAGGAGCGCGAUAAGAUGCAGUCUGAAACGCUCAAGCUCGUUUUUGCGACCUAUUUCCGCAUCUUGAAGAUCCGGGUCCCCCAUCUGAUGGGCGCUACCCUCGAAGGCCUCGCCAAGUACGCACACCUCAUCAACCAGGACUUCUUUGGAGAUCUCCUCGAGGCUCUCAAGGACCUGAUUCGACACGCCGAGGAAGAUGCCGAAGGCGAAGGCGACGAGGAGAACCCCGAGGAUGAGGAGGGCGAUGAGGGCGACGAGUCUGAAUCCGUCCGUAACACCUCCCGCGAGGCCUUGCUCUGCAUCGUUACAGCCUUUGCGCUCCUUGCCGGCCAAGACGCUCACAAUGCCCGCUCAACCCUCCACCUGGACCUCUCGCACUUCACGACCCAUCUCUUCAAAUCCCUCUACCCCCUAUGCCUGAACCCCGACAUUGAGCUCACCUCCCACUCCCUCCACGCCACCGACCCCAAUGCCAACUCCAGCACAGCCUCGUCAACACCAUCUGGCUCCAAGGACGACGGCCCCAAGAUCAAUCUCCAGACCACGACCGUCCUCCUCCUCCGCUCCCUCACCGCCGUCCUCCUCCCCCACUGGAACAUUCGCUCCGUGCCGCCCCUGCGUCUGGCCGCCUUCACUAAGCAGCUCAUGGCCGCCGCCCUGCAAAUGCCCGAAAAGUCCAUCCAGGCUGUUCUUGGCCUGCUGCAGGACGUGACACAUACGCACGGCAAGAAGAUCUCAGCCCUGUGGCGCACAGAGGAGCGCAAGGGCGACGGCACGUUCAAUGGACUUAGCGACAGCAUUGAGGGUAGCAACCCCUUCGCGUCAACCGUCUGGGAGGGUGAGCUGUUGCGGCUGCACUACUCGCCCAAGGUGAGGGAGAGCAUCAAGUUGUUGGAAAAGAGUGUCUCGAGCAUAUAG
This is a messenger RNA of Verticillium alfalfae VaMs.102, 2085 nucleotides long. Its product is annotated as nucleolar complex-associated protein. Bases 1 to 2085 code for a protein of 694 amino acids. The transcript has a single exon. NCBI's taxonomy places the organism in Eukaryota, Fungi, Ascomycota, Sordariomycetes, Glomerellales, Plectosphaerellaceae. The record is from RefSeq and is a predicted model, not a curated record. Gene Ontology annotation, molecular function: chromatin binding. Gene Ontology annotation, cellular component: nucleolus. Gene Ontology annotation, biological process: DNA replication initiation.